Saimiri boliviensis boliviensis (Bolivian squirrel monkey) is the source of this 1459-nucleotide messenger RNA. It is a transcript of the gene DNASE2, whose product is annotated as deoxyribonuclease 2, lysosomal. The record is from RefSeq and is a predicted model, not a curated record. NCBI's taxonomy places the organism in Eukaryota, Metazoa, Chordata, Mammalia, Primates, Cebidae. Gene Ontology annotation, molecular function: deoxyribonuclease II activity. Gene Ontology annotation, biological process: apoptotic DNA fragmentation.
GCGUCUCGGGGCGGAGUCUCUGCCCUCGUGAUGUCCCCGCUGUGGUUCCUGGGCAAGUUUUGGGGAAAUGAAAGCCGCUAGGGGCCAGGCCUGGCCUCUUUCGUAACCCAGCGCCCCGCAGUCCCGACACAGAUUCCUGGACCUCAGCCCCAUAGCGACAAUGAUCCCGCUGCUGCUGCUGGCCGCGCUGCUGUGCGUCCCCGCCGGGGCCCUGACCUGCUACGGGGACUCCGGGCAGCCUGUGGACUGGUUCGUGGUCUACAAGCUGCCAGCUGCCAGCGGGUCCGGCGAGUCGGUGCAGAGCGGGCUGCGGUACAAGUAUCUGGACGAGAGCUCCGGGGGCUGGCGGGAAGGCGGCGGACUCAUCAACAGCUCGGUGGGGGCUGUGGGCCGAAGCCUGCAGCCGCUGUACCGGAGCAACCGCAGCCAGCUCGCCUUCCUGCUCUACAAUGACCAACCGCCUAAAUCCAGCAAGGCUCACAUCUCUUCCAACCAUGGGCACACGAAGGGUGUCCUGCUACUCGACCACGAUGGGGGCUUCUGGCUGGUCCACAGUGUACCCCAAUUCCCUCCACCUGAUGCAUACAGCUGGCCUCAAAGUGCCCACACCUACGGGCAGACCCUGCUCUGUGUGUCUUUUCCCUUCAGCCAAUUCUCAAAGAUUGGCAAGCAGCUGACCUACACCUACCCCUGGGUCUACAGCUACCAGCUGGAAGGGGUCUUUGCCCAGGAAUUCCCAGACUUGAAGAAUGUGACCGAGGGCCACCACAUUGGCCAAGAACCAUGGAACAGCAGCAUCACACUCACAUCCCGGGCCGGGGCUGUUUUCCAGAGCUUUGCCAAGUUCCGGAAAUUUGGAGAUGACCUAUACUCUGGCUGGUUGGCAGCAGCCCUUGGUACCAACCUGCAGGUCCAGUUCUGGCAAAAGGGUACAGGCAUCCUGCCCUCCAACUGCUCAGGGACCUGGCAGGUUCUGAAUGUGAACCAGAUAGCCUUCCCUGGACCAGCCAGCCCAAGUUUUAACAGCACAGAGGACCACUCCAAAUGGUGCGUGUCCCCACUUGAGCCCUGGACCUGUGUGGGUGACAUGAAUCGAAACCAGGGAGAGGAGCAGCGGGGUGGGGGCACACUGUGUGCCCAGCUGCCAGCCCUCUGGAAGGCCUUCCAGCCCCUGGUAAAGAAAUGGCAGCCCUGUAAUAGCUGGUAAGAUCUAAGCCUCAUGACCAGGUGCAGUGACUCACGCAUGUAAUCACAGCACUUUGGAAUCCCAGCUCAGCCCCUUCCCAGCUAUAGGAACUUUGUGUGCCUUAACCACUCUGUGACACAGUCUACCUGUCCGCAAAAUGAGAAACAUAAUACCUGCCAUCAAGAUUGUUGAGGAGUAAAUAAAUGGAGCCGGGCACGGGGGAUCAUGCCUGUAAUCCCAACACUUUGGGAGGCCAAGGUGGGCGGAUCAUCU